This is a messenger RNA of Mauremys reevesii (Reeves's turtle), 5850 nucleotides long. It is a transcript of the gene SMARCA4, whose product is annotated as SWI/SNF related, matrix associated, actin dependent regulator of chromatin, subfamily a, member 4. The transcript is spliced from 36 exons. Gene Ontology annotation, cellular component: nucleus. Gene Ontology annotation, biological process: positive regulation of transcription by RNA polymerase II. The coding region runs from base 446 to 5386 and encodes 1646 amino acids. Gene Ontology annotation, molecular function: DNA binding; transcription factor binding; histone binding. Lineage: Eukaryota; Metazoa; Chordata; Testudines; Geoemydidae. The record is from RefSeq and is a predicted model, not a curated record.
UUGGCUGUGCAACUCAGAAGCGCACGCGAAGGCGCGCCUGCGCCGAUGGGGGAGGGGUCGGUCGGUUGAGCACGAGCCCCGCUAGGUCCCUCCCAUUGACCGAGGCUGCCGCGAAGCGCGCGCGGCGGAGUUGGAUCGCGAGCGCGCGAGCUGCUGCCUGUCGCGGGGGCGCGCGCAAGGGGGAGCUCGAGCGUCUCCCUCACACACAGCGGCGGCAUCGGCGGUUCCUUUGUCCCCCCAGAAGGAGACCCCGGGCUGCCCGCCCGCUCGCUCCCCGGCGGGGAUGGACCCCGCGAGCGGCUCCUCCAGGGACGGGCACGCACUGGAUUAAAAACUGGUAAUCCUGAGACCUCAAUCCCUCCAUCAUCACCACAUGGACUCUGGGCUGUGAGAUAUCAGAGACCUCAAUGUCCACAGGAUACUACUUUGAGCAACUCCAUUGAAGAUGUCCACUCCAGAUCCUCCAAUGGGAGGAACUCCUCGUCCAGGGCCUUCUCCUGGACCCGGCCCAUCACCUGGUGCAAUGUUGGGCCCCAGUCCUGGACCCUCGCCUGGCUCUGCACAUAGUAUGAUGGGACCCAGCCCUGGACCACCUUCAGCAGGACACACUAUACCACCUCAGGGGUCUGGGGGCUAUGCUCAGGACAAUAUGCAUCAGAUGCACAAGCCAAUGGAUUCCAUGCAUGAGAAGGGAAUAUCUGAUGAUCCUCGGUACGGCCAGAUGAAGGGGAUGGGAAUGAGGCCAGGUGGGCACACAGGGAUGGGUCCUCCUCCAAGCCCAAUGGAUCAGCAUUCUCAAGGUUACCCUUCUCCGCUCGGUGGUUCUGAGCAUGCCUCAAGCCCAGUUCCAGCUAACGGUCCAUCCUCUGGCUCUCAAAUGUCGUCUGGUCCUGGAGGAGUCCCGUUAGACGGGACUGACCCACAGGCAUUAGGACAACAGAACCGGGGCCCAACCCCUUUUAACCAGAACCAGCUGCACCAGUUAAGAGCUCAGAUCAUGGCCUAUAAGAUGCUUGCCAGAGGGCAGCCUUUACCUGACCAUCUUCAGAUGGCAGUGCAGGGAAAGAGACCAAUGCCUGGAAUGCAGCAGCAAAUGCCGACGCUACCUCCACCCUCUGUAUCUGGUACAGGACCAGUACAAGGAGCAGGGCCUGGGCCUGGACCAGGACCAGCACCUCCAAAUUACAACAGACCUCAUGGUAUAGGAGGGCCUAAUAUGCCUCCUCCUGGACCCUCAGGAGUUCCCCCAGGAAUGCCUGGGCAGCCCCCUGGUGCACCCCCAAAGCCCUGGCCUGAAGGACCAAUGGCAAAUGCUGCAGCCCCCACUAGCACACCUCAGAAACUGAUUCCUCCUCAGCCAACUGGCCGUCCUUCACCAGCACCCCCGGCGGUACCUCCUGCAGCAUCUCCUGUAAUGCCACCCCAAACUCAGUCACCCGGGCAGCCAGCCCAGCCUGCCCCUAUGGUGCAGCUCCAUCAGAAGCAGAAUCGUAUCACGCCGAUCCAGAAGCCAAGAGGACUUGACCCAGUGGAAAUCCUUCAGGAGAGGGAAUACAGAUUGCAGGCUCGCAUUGCUCACAGAAUCCAAGAACUAGAAAACCUGCCGGGGUCCCUGGCUGGUGACCUGAGAACCAAAGCUACCAUUGAACUUAAAGCACUAAGACUGCUUAACUUCCAGAGACAGCUGCGUCAGGAAGUCGUGGUGUGCAUGAGACGAGACACUGCCCUGGAAACGGCACUGAAUGCCAAGGCAUACAAACGCAGCAAGCGGCAGUCCCUGCGCGAGGCUCGCAUCACAGAGAAACUGGAGAAACAACAGAAGAUUGAGCAAGAACGGAAACGCAGACAAAAGCACCAGGAAUACCUCAAUAGCAUUCUCCAGCAUGCCAAGGAUUUCAAAGAAUACCAUCGAUCCGUCACGGGCAAAAUUCAAAAGCUUACGAAAGCUGUGGCCACUUACCAUGCUAACACUGAGCGUGAGCAGAAGAAAGAGAAUGAGAGGAUCGAGAAAGAGCGAAUGCGCAGGCUGAUGGCUGAGGAUGAAGAAGGGUACCGGAAGCUUAUCGAUCAGAAGAAAGAUAAGCGCUUGGCAUAUCUACUCCAGCAGACAGACGAGUAUGUGGCCAACCUGACUGAACUGGUGCGACAACAUAAGGCUGCACAGGUGGCAAAGGAGAAAAAGAAGAAAAAGAAAAAGAAGAAGGCAGAGAAUGCAGAAGGGCAAACUCCUGCAAUUGGACCGGAUGGCGAACCUCUGGAUGAGACCAGCCAAAUGAGUGAUCUCCCUGUGAAAGUGAUCCACGUGGAAAGUGGUAAAAUCCUUACUGGCACAGAUGCUCCAAAGGCUGGACAGCUGGACACCUGGUUGGAAAUGAACCCAGGAUAUGAAGUAGCUCCCAGAUCUGACAGUGAAGAAAGUGGGUCGGAGGAGGAGGAAGAGGAGGAGGAAGAGGAGCAGCCGCAACCUGCUCAGCCUGCCCUGCCUGUGGAAGAAAAGAAGAAGAUCCCAGAUCCAGACAGUGAUGAUGUGUCAGAAGUCGAUGCCAGGCACAUUAUUGAAAAUGCUAAGCAAGAUGUUGAUGAUGAGUAUGGGGUCUCCCAAGCUCUGGCGAGGGGAUUACAAUCUUACUACGCUGUGGCCCACGCGGUCACUGAACGAGUGGACAAACAGUCCACGCUCAUGGUCAAUGGCGUCCUCAAACAAUACCAGAUUAAAGGCUUGGAGUGGCUCGUCUCUUUGUACAAUAAUAACCUGAAUGGUAUCCUGGCAGAUGAGAUGGGUCUGGGCAAAACGAUCCAGACCAUCGCUUUAAUCACAUACCUCAUGGAGCACAAGCGUAUCAAUGGACCCUUCCUCAUUAUCGUACCUCUCUCAACGUUGUCAAACUGGGCAUAUGAAUUUGAUAAAUGGGCUCCUUCUGUGGUGAAGGUCUCAUACAAGGGCUCUCCAGCAGCAAGACGGGCAUUUGUACCUCAGCUUCGAAGUGGGAAGUUUAAUGUCUUGCUCACAACCUACGAGUACAUCAUCAAAGAUAAGCACAUUCUUGCCAAGAUUCGCUGGAAGUACAUGAUUGUUGAUGAAGGUCACAGAAUGAAGAAUCACCACUGUAAGCUAACCCAAGUCCUCAACACACACUACGUAGCUCCGCGUCGUUUGCUGCUGACAGGAACUCCACUACAGAAUAAGCUGCCAGAGCUGUGGGCUCUACUCAAUUUCCUCCUUCCCACCAUCUUCAAGAGCUGUAGCACAUUUGAGCAGUGGUUUAAUGCUCCAUUUGCCAUGACUGGAGAGAAGGUGGAUUUGAAUGAAGAAGAAACUAUUCUGAUUAUCCGUCGUUUGCACAAAGUGCUGCGUCCCUUCCUGCUAAGACGGUUAAAGAAGGAGGUAGAAGCACAGCUGCCUGAAAAGGUGGAGUAUGUGAUCAAGUGUGACAUGUCGGCACUACAGAGGGUGCUGUACAGACACAUGCAGGCCAAGGGAGUGCUGCUCACCGAUGGCUCGGAGAAGGAUAAAAAGGGCAAAGGUGGUACAAAAACCCUGAUGAACACCAUCAUGCAGCUGAGGAAGAUCUGUAACCAUCCGUACAUGUUUCAACACAUAGAGGAAUCCUUUUCAGAGCACUUAGGUUUCACUGGCGGUAUUGUACAGGGACUAGACCUGUACCGAGCAUCUGGCAAAUUUGAGCUCCUAGACCGGAUUCUUCCCAAACUACGAGCCACCAACCACAAGGUGCUGCUGUUCUGUCAGAUGACCUCGCUCAUGACCAUCAUGGAAGACUACUUUGCAUACCGUGGCUUCAAAUACCUCAGGCUGGAUGGAACCACUAAAGCUGAAGACCGCGGCAUGUUGCUGAAGACCUUCAACGAGCCCGGCUCUGAAUAUUUCAUUUUCCUGCUGAGCACUCGAGCCGGAGGGCUGGGACUGAACUUACAGUCUGCAGAUACUGUGAUUAUUUUUGACAGUGACUGGAAUCCGCACCAGGAUUUGCAGGCCCAGGACCGAGCGCACCGUAUUGGGCAACAGAACGAGGUGCGUGUGCUCCGCCUCUGCACCGUGAACAGCGUGGAGGAGAAGAUCCUGGCUGCAGCCAAGUACAAACUGAAUGUUGAUCAGAAGGUCAUCCAGGCCGGCAUGUUCGACCAGAAAUCCUCCAGCCACGAGCGGAGAGCUUUCCUCCAGGCUAUCCUAGAGCACGAGGAGCAGGAUGAGAACAGAUACAGCACGGGCAGCGGCAGUGGCAGUGCAAGCUUCCCCCACACUGCCUCAACCCUGUGCCUGAACCCUGACUUGGAGGAACCACCUCUAAAGGAAGAAGAUGAAGUUCCUGACGAUGAAACGGUCAACCAGAUGAUUGCCCGUCAUGAAGAGGAAUUUGACCUUUUUAUGCGCAUGGACCUGGACCGCAGGCGGGAGGAAGCACGCAAUCCAAAGCGAAAGCCACGUCUAAUGGAAGAAGACGAGCUGCCAUCCUGGAUUAUUAAGGAUGAUGCUGAAGUGGAGAGACUCACGUGUGAGGAGGAGGAGGAGAAGAUGUUUGGGCGAGGAUCACGUCACCGUAAGGAGGUGGACUACAGUGACUCGCUUACCGAGAAGCAGUGGCUCAAGGUAUACAUGGCUAUAGAGGAGGGCACGCUGGAGGAGAUCGAGGAGGAGGUUCGUCAGAAGAAAUCUUCCCGCAAACGCAAGCGAGAUGUUGAUGUCGGCUCUGCCACCCCGACUACCAGCACCCGCAGCCGGGACAAAGACGAUGAUAGCAAAAAGCAGAAAAAGCGCGGCAGGCCUCCCGCCGAAAAGCUCUCCCCAAACCCCCCCAACCUCACCAAAAAAAUGAAGAAGAUAGUGGAUGCCGUGAUUAAAUACAAGGACAGUAGUAGUGGACGCCAGCUUAGCGAAGUCUUCAUCCAGUUGCCUUCUCGCAAAGAGCUCCCGGAGUACUAUGAGCUCAUUCGCAAGCCAGUGGAUUUCAAAAAAAUAAAGGAACGCAUCCGCAACCACAAGUACCGCAGCCUGAAUGAUCUGGAGAAGGACGUCAUGCUGCUGUGUCAGAACGCACAAACCUUUAAUCUGGAAGGCUCUCUGAUCUACGAAGAUUCGAUAGUGCUGCAAUCCGUCUUCACCAGCGUGAGGCAGAAAAUUGAGAAAGAGGAAGACAGUGAAGGUGAGGAGAGUGAGGAGGAGGAGGAAGGAGAAGAGGAAGGAUCUGAAUCAGAGUCUCGCUCCGUCAAGGUGAAGAUCAAGCUGGGCAGAAAGGAGAAAGCACAAGACCGGCUGAAGGGUCGCAGGCGCACCAGCCGCGGCUCCCGGGCCAAGCCAGUGGUUAGUGAUGACGAUAGUGAAGAGGAGCAGGAGGAGGAUCGCUCAGGAAGUGGCACCGAAGAUGAUUAAGCAACAUUCAUUCCGUGGUCCAGCCCACCAGAGCCGGUCUUUCCAAAGCGGACGCGCUGUAUCCCUUUAGCUCGAACGGGUAGCAACAAAUGUAGUAUCAGACUUCAGUCAACUGUAUAAAACUCUUCCAUAUUUAUACUGCAGAGAAGAUGUAGGACUGUGUGUGUCUUGCCUUGUCCUGACAUCAGUAGCGUUUGUUACAGCAUUAACUGUUCAAGAGAAUUAUGAAUCGGGGAACACUUGAUCUCUAUUUUUUCUUUUUAUGGCAGUACUGUUUCAGUUGCAGUAUUGAAUCACUGUAGUUUUAAACUGUGGAUGCAUGUGUGUAGCAGUCCACUCCUAGUACUGUAUUUUAUUAAAGCGGUCAAACCGCCAGCUGCCCGCCAGUUGACAAGGGUGGCGGCGGUGACUGUGUGUGUCAAUGUCACUGGAUUUCAAACAGUAAUAAAUUAAACAGAACGUUA